AUGUGUGUAGAGGAUACGCUCGACCGCUUUACUAUUGCUCAUCAUCCGCUUCGCCAUCCAAGUACUCGAUAUGCUCUGAUUUCACACCCUCCUCCUGAUCCUCUUCUUCCUGAGCUCCAUCCCCCAAACCCGCACUCGCAACCCCCUAAUCUCCGUACUACACUCCUCCAUCCCCUCCUCGGGCCCCUCAAACUCGAAAUCCCCUUUCUCACCUUACCCAUCCGCACGCAAAUACCUCUCCACCAACCUCAACGACCUCACCCUCCUCUCCUAAAUCACACCUCCCCAUGCUCAAAAAGCCUAGCUCUAACCUCACGAAACCACUCAAAAAGCACUCGACCACGUCGCCGUAUACCCAACAUGAGCGUUACCCCCGUAUUUCCCGCGUAA
Molecule: messenger RNA, 390 nt
Organism: Bipolaris sorokiniana ND90Pr
Lineage: Eukaryota; Fungi; Ascomycota; Dothideomycetes; Pleosporales; Pleosporaceae
Exons: 1
Coding region: 1-390 (129 amino acids)
Source: RefSeq, a predicted model, not a curated record